UUUCGCUUUGGUCAGGAAUGUAAAAGAUAAAAGAUUUAUGACGAAUUUGGGCUUCGCUUUACACUUAGAGCGAAGAAUUUUGAAUGUCCUAUAGAGUUUUAAAUAGUGCGCAAUCGGAAACCUUUUAGUAGAUAUUUCUUCAUUAGUGGAAAACCAGAGCAGCCUACCUAAAGGUGAAGAGGAAUUAUAGACAUAAUAUGGAGUGCGAUGAACAAGCGAGGAAUAUCGGCAGCUGCGCCUCAUCCGUGUCGUAAGAAGAUCAGUGAAAGAGCGAAAACGAAAAACAAAAGAAUAUUUGGUGAACAAAAAGAAAACCGAAAAAACGACUGGAGAGCAACGUCAAGUACAUAGCAUUUAUAUUAUAAUAGCAGCAGCCAGCAGCAGCAUCACGGUUGAGAAGCAUAGGACCAGGGCCAAGGUGGAAAGCUGUUUACAUAUCUGUGUUAGUCAGGGGGCCAUCUCGUAAAGGUGGAGGUUUUGGUUGACCCCAACUCGAAGCUGCCAUAAAAAAAACGAAGGAACGAAACUAUCACGUUAUUAAUCAUCAUCGCAGACAUUGCGCUUACGCAUCGUUUCAUAGACCUUUAUGUGUGCAGUUUAGUUAAACGGUGAGUUUAGUUUUUUUUUGCGAAAAAUUUCUCGUGCUAAAAAGUGGUGCGACGCGAAAUAAUGCUGUCCCGCAAGAGUAAGGAUAAAUCCAUCAAGGAUGGGGUCGUUGGAAAGUACGUAAAACGAGACACACCACCGGAGAUACCAAUAAUUAACGUAUUGACUAGCGAGUCACAGGGAAAAAAUAAACUGCUGAAGGGUAGAAGAAGUUCACAGCAGGCAUUCGGUGGAAACAAUGUGGGACAGAAUAAUAACGUGUAUAUGCCUCUUACGCCAACCAACACCAACCUGAACAAUGUCCAGAAGUUUGGUAACAUUAAGGUUACUGCAUCUAUGGGAGGUUUGGGUCACGAAGGAAAAUAUACGCCAAGCAGCAAAAUUCCCAACCUGGCGCAAAAAUUCGUGAAUUUGUCAAUGCAUAAUGAUCAGCCUAAUAUACUGAACCCUACCAGCAGUGUGCUCAUGAUGGCAAAUAACAAAAAUCAUUUGCCCCAGCAGCAAGCAAUGAUUAUCCCGGCAAAACCUUCGAAUCUUAAUCUUGCUGCUGCGGUUAGCAAUUUGAAUGGCAAUGAUCGUCAAAAUAAUAACAGCCACGGUAACUACGUUGACAUUGAAACAAUAGAUCAAAUCUUGAUGCAACAAAAUGAAGCAGACAAAGCUGCUAAUCAGUACCGGAUUCAGCAGCAAAUUCAGCAAGCUCAACAGCAACAACACCUGCACCAGCAAUACAUUUCAAACUUCGAGCGCAAAUAUUCUUACAAUCAAUUACACCACAACGCAAGCAGCAAUAACUUCCGAAAUGGAUUUGAAAACUACGGUAAUUUGCUUAGAAAUAACAACCCUCCCGCGGCAGCUAGCAGCGUAAAUCUCGCCACCAACGACCAACAGUCUCCGUUUGCGCGUCAAUACUCAUCGCGCCAACAAAUGCCCGCUCCGAAAGACCAUUAUCACAUCUACGAAAAUCCUACGCAAAUCAACCGCUCGGAAUCGCCAAUCUACAGCAACACCAACUCGGCAACAGCUCUAUAUCAAGGUUAUAGCAACAAUUCCUCGCACCAGUCGCUAUUCUCGAACAUGAAUAGUACCUCCAGCAACGUGGCAGCCGUGUCGUCUUCCAUCACGUAUCUCGCAGCUCGCAGUCAGCAACCUCAAGCGCAACAGCCGCUCUAUUCCAAUGUGGAAAACAGUGGAAUGACCUACGGGGAAGCCCUGCUUCACAACGCUCGUCAUAAUUCUUCGAGUGCCGUACAGCAACAACAGCACCAGCAAGCCGCUGCGGAAAACAACAGCUCGGCCGCCGAAGAGGAACUUCCACUGCCGCCGGGUUGGUCUGUGGAUUACACGCUUCGCGGUCGUAAGUACUACAUCGACCAUAAUACCAAGACUACCCAUUGGUCCCAUCCGCUGGAACGGGAGGGAUUACCAACCGGCUGGGAACGGCACGAGUCUGCCCAGCACGGUACUUAUUACUACAAUUGCAUCACGGGCCAAGCCCAGGACAGCCAUCCAUACUUGACAUCCUGCUAUUUGCAUCAUGCCACUCCGGUUGAAAUACCACGACCACUAAUAGCGUCCCACACCCAUUUCACUCCGCACAGCGCUCUGGUACCGGCGAACCCGUACUUGCUGGAAGCGGUUCCCGAAUGGCUGGAGUUUUACGCUAAAUCUUCACCGGAAAAUGAUCACAAACUCAAAUGGGACAUGUUUCAGCUGCAGCAGCUGGAAGGCAUUGCCGGUAUGCUGACCAAGCUGUUCCGCCAGGAGUGCCACAUGAUUGUGGUAAAGUAUGAAACGUUGAGGAUAGCAAUCCGAUCGAUGAUGGAAGAGAAAAAACGACUGGCCUAUCUAAGUAGUAACGACUCGAACGCCUAGACAACUUGCAUUAUGUGCCUUUACUAAAGAAGCAUUGUAAUGCCAGUGAAGAGAUUAUUGUGCUUAUUACUAGCGCGUAUUAAUACUCUAGAAAUGAAAAUGUCCGACAGUUUGAUUUUUUUUAAAUGGUUUGUUAGUUGUUGUUUUGCAAGCUUUCAGUAACGGCUUUAUUAAACGUUUCAAAAAUGUGAUAUCCAACAGUUCCUUGGUAACUAGGAAAGUAUACUAGUGACGUAUUAUCGAUGAUCGUGCAGACCGCAAAUAGCUCUUCAUCAAUGGUUGUAACAUGUGACAAUACGCAGCAAAAACAACAUCAUUUCAAAAGUUUUAGCUAACGUCGUUUUAAAACAUCACAAAUAAUUACUGUUUUUAUAAUUACAAAAUCAACCCGCGAUAUGAGGUUAGAAUUAUAUUUUAUCAAGCAUGUAUCCUGCUAGUACUAGAACAGAAAUAAAAUAUCGAAACGAUAAAA
Sabethes cyaneus is the source of this 2953-nucleotide messenger RNA. RefSeq names its product scaffold protein salvador (gene sav). Gene Ontology annotation, molecular function: molecular adaptor activity; protein binding. Gene Ontology annotation, biological process: hippo signaling; regulation of cell population proliferation; apoptotic process. The transcript has 5 exons. The record is from RefSeq and is a predicted model, not a curated record. The coding region runs from base 670 to 2481 and encodes 603 amino acids. NCBI's taxonomy places the organism in Eukaryota, Metazoa, Arthropoda, Insecta, Diptera, Culicidae.